Molecule: messenger RNA, 1972 nt
Organism: Stegastes partitus (bicolor damselfish)
Lineage: Eukaryota; Metazoa; Chordata; Actinopteri; Pomacentridae
Gene: serpine1
Product: serpin peptidase inhibitor, clade E (nexin, plasminogen activator inhibitor type 1), member 1
Exons: 9
Coding region: 111-1277 (388 amino acids)
Biological process (GO): negative regulation of endopeptidase activity; negative regulation of vascular wound healing; negative regulation of plasminogen activation
Molecular function (GO): serine-type endopeptidase inhibitor activity
Source: RefSeq, a predicted model, not a curated record
AGAUCCAAACUUUGCCAGUGAGACUCAAACAGCAGCAGCAGCAGCAGCAGAAAAGAAGAACCAAGUUGAAAUAACAGAAUCCAGCUGUACUACACACCUCAAUCGCAAGAAUGCUUUGCGUGGCUAUUUUCCUGUUGCUGACGAUGAGCAGAGUGGGCCUGGGUUCUCUGCAGGACAAGCAGACUGACUUUGGCUUGAAGGUGUUCUCUUUGCUGGCCCAGGGCUCCAUGAACAAGAGCGUGGCUUUUUCCCCAUAUGGUAUUUCAUCUCUUCUCACCAUGGCUCAGCUGGGUGCGGAUGGAAAAACCCGUGAGGCCCUAACUACAGCAAUGGGCUUUUCUCUGCAAGAACGAGGGAUGCUUCGGGAGCAGCGCCUCCUACAAGCGGACCUGGGCAGAGAGGAGGGUUUGGAGAUAGCCAGUGGGGUGAUGGUGGAGAGGAAGAUGAGUUUGGAGAAAAGAUACCGCCGAGUCCUGAGCAAAGCUUUCCAAACACACCCUCACCAGGUGGACUUCACCAAUCCAGAGCAGGCUGUCAGCAUAAUCAACGCCUGGGUCUCAGACCACACUGCAGGUGCUAUCCCUGAAUUCUUGGCAUCUGGAUCUCUGACUGAUGAGACCCGUCUGGUUCUUCUUAAUGCCCUCCACUUCCAAGGCCUCUGGAAGGUUCCCUUUGACCCCAAACUGACACAGGAAAGGAUGUUCCACUGUGCCAAUGGCAGCACUGUGCCUGUACACAUGAUGAGACUCACCAACCAAUUCCACUAUGGGGAGUUUGUGACCGCUGAUGGGGUGGAUUACGAUGUAAUUGAGAUUCCGUAUGAAGGCAACUCACUGAGCAUGCUCCUGGUGUCACCCUUUGAGCCGGAGGUUCCGCUGAGUGUGCUCAGCGCAGAACUGAGCAGCCAGAAGAUUCAGCAGUGGAGAGCAGAGCUGAGGAAUGUCAAAAGGCAGCUGGCCUUUCCCAGGUUUACUCUGAACUCUGAGGUGGAUUUGAAGACUGUUCUGCUUAACAUGGGACUGGGUGACAUGUUCAACCUGGCUGCUGCUGACUUCACACGCAUCACCUCUGAAGAGAGGCUUUGUGUGUCAAAGAUCCUGCAGAGAGUGAAGAUUGAGGUUAAUGAAGAGGGAACCAAAGGAGCAGCGGCAUCAGCUGCUGUUAUGUUUUCCCGUAUGGCAGUGGAGGAAAUCACUCUGGACCGACCUUUUCUCUUCCUUAUCCAGCAGAAGCACACAGGUGCCGUUCUGUUCAUGGGUCAGUUCAACCAGCCUUAACAUCAAUCACCCACUCCAAAGACCAGAAGCCUGUGCUAUGAAACAUAAUUUGGGGUUGCUGAGGUGACUUCAGGUUUAACCCUGGGUUUUCAGGGCUAUGACGAUGAUUCAGUUCUUACUGGGUACAUCUUCAUAGUAACCUAUAUCUAACACCUAACCCACUCCGGAGCAGGUUAUAUUCAAUAUAACAGAUCAAAGCUUUUUAAAGGACCCCUACUGAUCCAUCAACUCCCUUGGAAAGAACAUCACCAUUCAUAGAAGAUCUCAUGGAGUUCGGUGUGGAUAGUAAGAGGGGUUGCAACAGUAUUACUGCUGUAAGCGAUUAAAACAUUAAAGCAUUAUAGCCUACUUGCUGACCUUACAAGAUUUGCAGUAAGCCUAUUUACCAAAAUGAUGACUGAAUGUAUCAUUAAUUAAUUCAUCGUCCACAUCGCCAUGAAAAUGAGUUUAUUUUUAUUACUUAAUUAUUUAUUGUUUACAUAAUUAGUCUAUUUUGUGAGUAGCAUGUACUUUACAGAGAGAGAUGUUACUGCAUUCAGACUGGCUACAUAAGUAGCAAAAAGAAGGUGUAUUUUUUGCUAUCAGUUCUUACAGAUUGUUCCUUGUAUUGUGUAUUUUUCUGAUUUGCCUUGUUACAAAGUUGCAUUUAUGUUUUUGCAGUGUUUCUAUUUAUUAAAUUCAAUGGUUUUUACAAA